AUGCAUGUCGAUCUGGUGCCACUAGCUUCGACGUCUCAGAUAGAACGCACACCUUCUAGAGGGGAUGGUAUACCUGCGGAAUUGGAGGAGGAUCUGAGGGCAUUUGGGUGCAAGCUCAUUCAUGAAGCCGGUAUAUUGCUAAAACAAAAGCAAGUUGCUGUAGCCACUGCCCAAAUCCUGUUCCAACGUUUCUGGUAUGUGACUUCCAUGAAACAGUUCGGUAUCGGUGACAUCGGAAUGGGAGCCCUAUACCUCGCAUCCAAACUUGAAGAAUGUCCGCUCCGGAUGCGCGACCUCAUCAACAUCUACGACCUUCUUCUCCAACGCACAUCCCACACCCUCUCCUCGCCCCAAAACAAAGACACAUUCAAAUACGCACCAAUGUCUUACUUUGGCAACACCUUCUAUGAUCUCAAAGAUGCACUAGUCGUAGCUGAGAUGCAGAUCCUCAAGCGACUGGGGUUCAACGUCCACGUGGUCCUGCCAUAUGGCACGCUCAUAAACUAUCUCCGCGUUUUGGGGUUGACGAGCCGGAAGGAUGCUUGUGCGAGGGCGUGGGGGUACCUUAAUGAUGCCCUGCAAACGCCCGUUUACGCGUUAUACGCAGUCCCAACGAUAGUGAGCGCAGCUAUUCUCCUUGCUUCUCGUCAUCUCGACAUAUCACUGCCUUCUUCGCCACCUCAUUGCUGGUGGGACCUCUUUGAUGCGCCUUGGGAGGACGUGUGGAGCGUUUGUGGGUAUGUUAUGCGUUUGUAUCGCGAGCGCACGCCGGAGGAGAGGAUGAGGGUGAUGAGAUUGGUGAGCAAGAAGGAUGUGAGGGGGUGGUUGGAAGAGAAUGCUGCUGUGCAAUCUUGA
Molecule: messenger RNA, 855 nt
Organism: Suillus discolor
Lineage: Eukaryota; Fungi; Basidiomycota; Agaricomycetes; Boletales; Suillaceae
Product: cyclin-like protein
Exons: 4
Coding region: 1-855 (284 amino acids)
Biological process (GO): regulation of transcription by RNA polymerase II
Cellular component (GO): nucleus
Molecular function (GO): cyclin-dependent protein serine/threonine kinase regulator activity
Source: RefSeq, a predicted model, not a curated record